Molecule: messenger RNA, 2781 nt
Organism: Solea solea (common sole)
Lineage: Eukaryota; Metazoa; Chordata; Actinopteri; Pleuronectiformes; Soleidae
Product: probable G-protein coupled receptor 21
Exons: 1
Coding region: 874-2109 (411 amino acids)
Biological process (GO): G protein-coupled receptor signaling pathway
Cellular component (GO): membrane
Molecular function (GO): G protein-coupled receptor activity
Source: RefSeq, a predicted model, not a curated record
UCCCAACAUCAGUAUGCCUGCCCACCUCAUUUCCACUCCAGACAUAGUUGCUGCUGCUCUUGUGGAUAGAAAUAACAGCUGAGGUGUGUUUGUGUGUGGAUGUUUUAAACAUCAGUAUCCUGUGCACUGCCUUCAUCCUCUCAGUUUGCAGCAGUGAACAGUCAACUGUGAUAUCUCAGCGAAAGGACCAGACGGAGAUUGAGACAAGUGGACAUGGAAGAGUGAUGAAAAGAGGAUAAAGGGUCAACAAAAAAAGAAGAGAAGCUGGACCAUUUUGGAGUUUACCCAACAGAAUUAUAAGGAUGAAUUACGCUUAAUGGCUCCUCCCCUGAAUUUAUGUAUGCAGCAAAUAACAUCGUAAUGUCUUUGCACCGGAGGCUGUGUUUGUGAUUCUGGACUACAGACAGAUAAAAGGCAGCUUCAGUAUGUGCGUUGGGCAGCUGCAGCAGAUGUUGAAGACAUCUUUGACUUUAUAGGGAGCGGAGGCAUUUUCAAGCAUAGAUUGGACUGGAAUUCCUUUAAACAAAGUCACAUUUUUCUCAGUUGUUUUCCUUUUUUGUGCCUUCAACUGGGAAGACUGUUCUACAAGGAAAAAGAAGAGGAAAAUACACACUUCUUGUUGUGUUUUAACCUCUUUUCAUCUUUGAUUAAAAAACGAAACUGCUGGCACUAAAGAUAUAACAAGAUCGUAUCUCCAUCUCUACGUUUUGCGUCACUUGGAAAAGCAAAUUGAAGCAGUCUCAUCAUGGAACUGCAAUAUGGAGUCUUUCUUUUGAACUGAGUGCAAAAAGCUGAAGGAAGAAAUUGAUAAAGUGGAUUCUAGGGUUCAUUGUACCCUUGAAAGGGGCCCUUGGACACGCUCUCCUCCCCAAGAUGAUGAAUUCAUCCCUGGAUCCACUGAACCUGAGCUAUACUGAACCCUCGAAUGCGUCUGCUCCCUUUUGCCUACUUGAGAUAGGCUACUCCCAAAUUUUCACAACCUGCCUCCUUGAAGUCUCUAUUAUACUUCUCCUCACUGUUCUCAUUAUUUUUGGUAACCUGGUGGUGAUUUUUGUGUUUCACUGUGCCCCCUUGCUUAGCCAGCACACCACCAGUGCUUUCAUCCAGACUAUGGCCUACGCUGACUUGCUGGUGGGGGUCAGCUGCCUCUUCCCAUCCCUGUCCCUCCUCCAUCACUUGCAGGGCCUGGAUCCAAGACUCACCUGCCAGGUGUUCGGGUACAUGGUGUCUGUUUUGAAGUCCGUUUCAAUGGUGUCGUUGGCAUGUGUAAGCGUUGAUCGCUACAUUGCCAUCACUCGACCUCUGUCUUAUGCGUCCCUAGUAACUCCUUGUCGAGUCCGCUGCUGCAUCCUCCUUAUAUGGUUGUAUUCUGCUCUCAUAUUUCUCCCCUCUUUCCUUGGGUGGGGUAAACCUGGUUAUCAUGGCGACGUGGUGGAGUGGUGUGCAGUUCAGUGGAGGACUAGUCCGGCAUUUACAACCUUUAUUGUUGCACUGCUCUAUGCCCCAGCUGCACUCACUGUCUGCUUUACCUAUGCCAAUAUCUUCAAGAUCUGCCGACAACACACACGGGAGAUUAGCGAGCGCCACGCUCGUUACCGACCCCAACAGCUACAGGGCCCAGGAUUGACGGUAGGAUCUGGGAUGAAGGACAACAGUGUGGCAGAGCAAGAGCAGUUGCCCCACUCGGCACAAUCACAGAAACUUGAACACCACCAACCACAAUAUCAGUCUUCCUCAUCAGCGUACCCAGACAAGCGAUAUGCUAUGGUACUGUUCCGCAUUACCAGUGUGUUUUAUAUCCUUUGGUUGCCUUACAUUCUUUAUUUUCUGCUGGAGAGUGGAGGGAUCUAUCACCACCCUGCUGCGUCGUUCCUCACCACAUGGCUGGCCAUCAGCAACAGCUUCUGUAACUGUCUCAUCUACAGUCUCUCCAAUUCUGCAUUCAGGAAAGGCCUGAAGCGCCUCUGCUCCUUCUGUUUACAGAGCAGUGGCAGUGGCUUUGUAGUUGAGAACACCAAAAAGACUUUUGUUGGCUCUGUAGAAAAGGGAUGUGCUGGGCCAGGAUAUGGCUAUAGGGAUAUUGGAAUUGGCACAACAUGUCAUGUGUGACACACAGGGGAUGCUUUUGUGCCAAAUUGGCAUGUGAACUUUCUGAAAAGAUUCCUGAUGUAUAUCUGUUGUGAAAUGUCUUCUCUGCUUAGCUGAAACAUGCUGUGAAGAUAUGGAAAGUGAUGCCAGUGUGGCACUGCAGUUACACAGACAUGCUCUCUGAUUAUGCCGCUGUUGGUUAAAACCGAGAACGGUCAAGACCAAGGGACUGAAGGACAAAAAUGCUCAGUAGCCCACAGAAGUGUUUUAAAAUGGUCAUGGCAUGCUGGUAAACGGACAUGUGUGAGAGAUAGAACGACAAAACAGUGUCUUUAAAUCUGUGGUGAAGGAGACUGUAAUGUGCUCUAUGAAUUUUUAUUUAUGGGAAGUGACUUCAGUAUUUAUUUGAUUUUGCCAGACCAAGAAAUGUUACAAGAAAACUUCCAAAAAGCUGUAUGUGCCGUCACCAGUAUUUGUCAGCAUGGUAUGCAUUGAGUGCAAAAAAAAGAGGAAGUAUUCACACAAACGGAACGGUUGAUUCCUGUGUUUUAGAAAUGUAGCGCUGAAGUAAACUGCCAAUGUUGAACUGUUUUACUGUGCUCAUUUUCUCUCAGCGUCUACACGCUGAAAGUGAAAAAGAAAAGAAAGAAAUAAGAAAUGCCUGCUGUUUUUUUGUUGUUGUUUUUUUUUUUU